Molecule: messenger RNA, 3004 nt
Organism: Tetranychus urticae (two-spotted spider mite)
Lineage: Eukaryota; Metazoa; Arthropoda; Arachnida; Trombidiformes; Tetranychidae
Gene: SH3PX1
Product: sorting nexin 33-like protein SH3PX1
Biological process (GO): endosomal transport; endocytosis; plasma membrane tubulation
Cellular component (GO): cytoplasmic vesicle; plasma membrane
Molecular function (GO): phosphatidylinositol binding; protein binding
Source: RefSeq, a predicted model, not a curated record
CUCUUGUCCUGAACCUGAAUAUUGAUUUGAGGAGACAUUGACUUUAGCUAACCGUUAAUGAGUUCAAUUCAACUUGAAAGUCGCAUGUAUUUUUAAUUUACAUCGAUGUUUUACGAGUUUAAAUAACCAGGUCAAUCAUGUGCUUAUGAUUGGAUGUGGAGAUUAGAUUCAGUCUGUAAUCAGCUUGUCUCUACUUUCUUGGGAUUUGUUGUGUGUAAUUCAAGUAACAUUAACAACCCUUAACACAUCAACAACUUCCAUUUUUUUCUUCUUUUCUUACUUUACCUUUUCUUAUUGUCUAUUUUGUCUACUCUUUUUUGUUCACUCUUUCUUUUUCUCUUUCUCUUUACUGGUAAACUCGGUCCAACGACACAAUAACAACAUAAAAAUCAAAAAACAAACUUGUGCUUGUCAUCAUAGCCUGUUUAUGUUAUACUGUGUGGACCCAAUUUUCACACCAACCUCCAUCAAUUCUCAUCACUUAAUUUACCUCUGUAUUUUUCUUUAAUUACUGGGAGACGUUGCGGAUGAUUACUGUCCUUGCUGUCAACUCAAUUAUCACUAGAAACAGUUGACCUGUGAUAAAGCCUGUUGAAUAAUUUGUGUCCAUUGCCACUGGACGAUUGAAAAAGCAACGGAAUCUGCAUAUUUAAUAUUUAUAUCAUCGGUAAGCAAUAAUGUCCCAUUUAUCAACUAAUGGAACUGCUCAGUGCCGGGUACUUUAUGACUUUCAAGCUCAACCUGGAACUGGAGAACUGGACAUUUAUGCUGAUGAAAUAUUAACCGUUCUACGGCAAGAUGUUGGUGAAGGAUGGUGGGAAGGGUGUAACAGCCGAGGAGAACAAGGCCUAUUCCCCGCUGGUUAUGUUGAAUUAAUACAAUCGACUAACAACACAACAGAACAUGAUUUUUUCUCACCUGUAACAUCUUCAUCAGUGUCAUCUACUUUUAACCCACCAGUACCUAAUUUUCCACCACCAAGUGGUCCAACAAACAUUGGUCAAAUGCAAGAAAAUAACUAUGACCAAGGAGAUGAUUGGGGCGAUGAAGAUUGGGAUGAUGAUGAUAGUCAAGGAUCAGGUGGUGAUACAAUAGGGGCUGGUGCUGGAAGCGGAUCUGGCUUUGGAUCGGGGCCAAAUCCGGCCCAAAGUUCACUUUCCCUAGCUAGUGGCAAAUCUCAGCUUCCAGUUAAAAAAAGUAUCAAUCGAUUUUCAACUUUUGUCAAAUCAGGAGGAGAAGAUUUUAUCCUAGGUUCUAAGACUCGCAAGGUUCCCUGUGAUGCUUACAUUUAUAUUAUUGAAACUUCAUCAAAUGAAAUUAUGUGGGCACCAGCUAAAUCAGAAUAUUAUUGUACCAUUACUGCACCGAAAAAGGAGAGCAAACUGAAAGGCCUUAAAACAUAUACAGCUUACAAGUUGACGCCAAGUUUUAAUAAUAUUAUGGUUAGUCGGAGAUAUAAACAUUUUGACUGGUUAUAUGGAUGUUUAACCGACAAAUUCAUGGCCAUCCCAAUUCCAUGGUUACCUGCUAAACAAAUCAGUGGGCGUUUUUCAGAAGAAUUCAUUGAACAUCGUAAAAUUCAGCUGCAAUUGUGGGUAAAUCGUAUAUGUCGGCAUCCAGUAAUUUCCCAGGCUGAUGUUUGGAUGCAUUUUAUAACUUGUACAGAUGAUAAAAAACGCUGGAAAACCGGUAAACGUCGCGCAGAGAAGGAUGAGUUCACCGGAGGCUCAUUUUUUUAUACUCUUCAACCUCCCACAGUGCCUUUGGAAGUCACAUUUGUUGAAUCAAGAACUGAAUCAUUCGGUAAAUUUGUCAAAAAAAUGGAUGAAUCAAUUCAAUUUAUGUCCGAUGUUGUUAUUGACCAGUGCCGAAAAUAUUCUGGAGCAUAUAAGAAAGAAAUGCAAAAAAUAAGCAUAGCCUUAAAUUCGUUCGCUUCUGCCUAUGAUACAAGUGAUUAUAUUGAUCAUCAAUUAAAUGAAGCUAUCCGUGGUACCGGAGAUACUUUCGAUAGAAUUGCCAAAAUGUAUGAAGAACAACCUAAAUAUGAUUUCGAACCAUUAUCUUAUGUUCUCCAUGAAUACAAGGGCAUUUUAUCCGCCUGGCCAGAGAUAUUAGAUUUAAAUAAACAAGCCUUAGGACGCAAGAAAGAUUACCUUAGGUUACGAGAUGAAGGCAAAGCUGAAGACAAAGUAGUUGAAUCAGUGUCCCAAAGAGCUGAUGUCGUCUCAUAUGCUAUGUUGGCAGAAAUAAAUCAUUUCCAAAAGGAGCGAAUUUCAGAUACAAAGCAAAUGAUGAAAAGUUUUGUCCAAGCCCAAUUGGAAUUUUAUCAAAGAAUAUCCAACGAACUAAGUGAAGCCUUAAAAAUGUACGAUUGAAAAUCAUGCAUAUCAUUAUAUCAGAUUAUCAUUUUGUUUUUAAUGACUAACAUCAUUAAUUGGCCUUCAAACGUUUAAGAAUCAAUUUGAUAACUUUCUAUACAAAAGUGAUUGAUGUAAAUAUUAUAUACAAUAGGGUAAUCGAUAAGUUUUUAAUCGAUAGAUUUGUAAAAGGGUGUAACACGAGAGACGAGUCAAAAUGAAGGUAUAAAAAAAAUGAAUCAACUUACCAAAAUCCCUUUUAAUCAAACUUGAAUCAUCCAUUGAUGAAUUAAUGUCAAUGUAUCAUCCAAUUUAUUAUUUACUUUUCACGAUUAAUUUAAAUCUAUUCAAAUCAAAUACCACUGUGGAUUUCAAGUGAAUUUACUUUAUAUUUCUCAAAUUGUGUAUUUGGCUCUUUUCAUGUGUUACACCUUUAUUUUUUAUCAUAUAUAUUGUCUAUUGAAAAAUGAAAAUAUCUUUUUUUAAAAGCACUAAAUCACUUUGUACAUUUUAUUUCACCUGAUUUUAUCAAAAAUAAUGAUCAAAUAUAUUGUGGUUGAUGUCAUUCAAGACUAUAAUGAUUAAUGAUUGUCCAAUAACUGGCAUUUUCAGAUAUUCAAUGAAAAGAGUCUUAAGAGUCCUUUCAA